AUUGGCAAGCACAAGGCAGGCAAGUGCAUGGUGGGCAAGCACAAGACAGGCAAGCGCAUGGUAGGCAAGCACAAAGUGGGCAAGCACAAAGUGGACAAGCACAAGGUGGGCAAGCAAAUGACAGGCAAGAACAAGAUGGGCAAGCGAAUGGUGGGCAAGCACAAGGUGAGCAAGUGCAUG
Molecule: messenger RNA, 180 nt
Organism: Cetraspora pellucida
Lineage: Eukaryota; Fungi; Glomeromycota; Glomeromycetes; Diversisporales; Gigasporaceae
Source: the annotation of a GenBank genome assembly